Branchiostoma floridae (Florida lancelet) is the source of this 1308-nucleotide messenger RNA. RefSeq names its product coiled-coil-helix-coiled-coil-helix domain-containing protein 2-like. The transcript has 4 exons. Gene Ontology annotation, biological process: mitochondrion organization. NCBI's taxonomy places the organism in Eukaryota, Metazoa, Chordata, Leptocardii, Amphioxiformes, Branchiostomatidae. Gene Ontology annotation, cellular component: nucleus; mitochondrion. The record is from RefSeq and is a predicted model, not a curated record. Bases 118 to 552 code for a protein of 144 amino acids.
GAACGACCCUAUUUAACCCCUGGGAGCCGCCAUAUUGGAUUCGUCAAAGCGUAGUGCACUCGUGCUCCGGUGUUUUGCGGACAAUUUCGUAGAUAAUUCUCUCACUUUACAACUAAAAUGCCUCGCCGUGGUGGUGGUUUCAGGGCCCGUACUAGCUCACCCCCUGCUCCAGCCAGAGCGCCACCAAGGAGCAAUGUACCAGCCCCAGCUCCCCCCUCCCAGCCCAUGAUGCAGCAGCCCGUGUCCCAGGGCCCAGGCCUGAUGGGGCAGAUGGCAGCUACUGCUGGAGGUGUAGCUAUUGGGCAUGUGGUUGGCCAUGCUGUGACUGGAGCCUUCAGCGGUGGUGGCUCCUCCCAGUCCCAGCCUGAUGUCACCUAUCAGGAACAGCCUGCACAACAGCAACAACAACAGCCCAACCAACAACAACAGCAGCCCUGUGGAUGGGAGAUCCAACAGUUCCUGCAGUGUGCUCAGUCCCAGAGUGACAUCUCGCUCUGUGAGGGUUUCAAUGAGGCCAUCCGGCAGUGUAAGGUGGCAAAUGGUUUACAGUGACGAAACAUGCUGAGGACUUUAAUAUGCUGCUGUUGGGUGGUGAUUUCCGCUACAAAACUUUCUUCAUCAUCCAGAUAUGUUAAGCAACAUAGACCUCAGAAUGCUACUGUUUUAUUCAAGUGAAAUUGCCAUGGAUUGGAAGUAAAAAUUAUGUAAAAUGAGGAAAGAAGGAUGGGUAUGAGUGUAUAGAGUUGUAGCAACAGCAAUACUAGAAAGUAGUCGACCAUGUUUGUAUUUUUAGUUUAACAAACUAAUAAACUUAUGAAAAACACAAGAUGAUGGAAAGACCGAGUUUCAAUUUCCAUAUUAUAUGCAUUGAAGACAUCUUUUUCAGCAUCAGAAUGAUACAGUCAGAUCUUGCCCACAAACUUAUCCACCCUUUUAACACAAUUGCUUCUACUGGAAUGUUGCUUGUACAGAUAACAUUAUACAGAGAAUUCUGUCGAGAAUUUUGAAACCUGUAUAGUAUUCAUGACAGAACAGAAGUAUCAUUGGUUGUUUUUGCUUCAGCUGUUUAGAUUGAAACAAUGUGUGAACAGUGAACAUGAACUAGUGAUAAAGGCUGUUGCUGUUGUUUAAUAAAUGAAUCAAAUACACCAUAUAUCAUGCUGGUCAUUGCUGUUCCAUUUUUUCUGUAAAAGACUUGUUAUGUCUAGUCUCUGGUUUGUAACUGUGAAAUACUUUGACUCAGAUAGGAAGUAAUGUUUUGUUUACUUGAAGUAAACCUACACUGUACCAAAUAAAAGAUAACCCAAG